UUUUAGCCUACAACCAGCUGGGCACACUGCCCUUACCGGCGAAACGAUGUUCUUUUUAAAUAAAAAAAAACGACGCGACAUUAGAAAUUUUUUCAUUUAUUAUGUUGCUCUCUCCAUUCUAUCGUUAUGCCAUAAACAUGUUGAAAUUUUCCGUUUGCCCGUACACUAGCUGAGUAACGGAUAUCUGACAGUGGGAAAACUCGUCUGUCAAGUUUCAACUUUAAGCUUUAAGUAGAGGCCCUCAUAAAGCAAGUUGCUGACUAAAAUAUAUAUUUUAUUCCACAUAACGAUACAAAUUGGCUUUAGCAGAACUUUAGUUUUGUCUCUUUUGUGCAGAUCAUUUGAAUUAAUUUCACAUCAUUAGGCGAGCUAUUUAUGCAACAUUAACUUUUUAAUUAAAGUUAAUUAAGUGUGGCCUUAAAACUCACGUUCGAUUCGCAUUCAGUACCAGUUUAAUUAUACAUUUUAAGCGCAACAUGUAUAUGUAUAAUCUACUUUUAGUUCUAAUAGUUUUUACCUCCUGUACAACAUCCUUCAACUAUACAAGCUGCGAUCACGCAAAGCAGCCAAAGUUUCUGAGCUCAUGCUGCGAUGUUCAGAAAAACGACAAGGCCAUCAAAUCGUGCCGUAAGUCCUUGCUGAGCAAUAAUUCCACCAAUUUGAAUGGGGAAGUGAGCAAUCUAAAGUCGGAUAAAGUGGCUUUGCAUGUGUGCAUUGCGGAGUGUUCCUUCAGGAUCAAUGGCUUUUUGCUGAGCAAUGGAAGUGUUAAUACCCAGGCAAUACAGAAGAGUUACCAGCAACGCUACAAAAACGAUUCGAACAUGUCUCAACUGGUGGUAAGGAGCCUCAAUAGUUGCACGGACUAUGCUAGGAACCGGGUUCAGCAGUUCCAAUGGAUGCCCAAAAAGGGCGACUGCGACUAUUAUCCUGCUACCUUGCUGGCCUGCAUCAUGGAACAGGUGUACAUCAACUGCCCGAUAAGCAAAUGGAAAAACACCAGCAAUUGCACAGCGAUGCGGAAAUAUUUGGUUGCCUGUGAUGAUGUGGAUAGAAAGAAAUAACCAUUGAAUAUAAUAAUAUCCGAAUGGAGCAUCCAAAUGAAAUAGUGGUUC
This is a messenger RNA of Drosophila santomea, 1112 nucleotides long. RefSeq lists its product as uncharacterized. The record is from RefSeq and is a predicted model, not a curated record. The transcript is spliced from 4 exons. Lineage: Eukaryota; Metazoa; Arthropoda; Insecta; Diptera; Drosophilidae. Bases 477 to 1061 code for a protein of 194 amino acids.